GAGCGCUGUGGCAGCCCCAAAAAGGCGCUGCAGAAGCGCUGUGGCAGCCCCACGCUCGACGCAGACGAGCAGCAGGCUCCGGAGGCGACGCAGACGAGCAGCCGUCGCUCCAAAGGCAGCCCGCGCGGCGCGAGUAGAGCUUUGCUGGGGAAAAGCGUGAGGCCAGCGCCCGCGCCGUGUGGCAGCAGCAUGGCUAAGCUGGGCAAAUCGUUCAAGGGCCGGCCCGCCGGCCUCGUCAUGGAGAAGAAACCGGCCGCGACGGUGCCCGCAACAAAAACUAAGAAGAAGCCGAAGCGCCCGAAGAACUACGCCAUGCGGCCCACGACGGCGACGCUUGCAAGGCGCACGACCAAAUUUGAAGAAAGGAAGCCCGCGCCGCCGCCGUCCUAUCUAGGAUUGAAAGGGAGGGCGAGAGGCCCGUCGCUCCACGACCGGCCCCAGUCGCGGAACGGCGUGCCCGGCGCGUUCAAUCCCAAGGUCUUCAACACGCAGCGGUUGGUACGGGGCACGGACACGCGGGAGUGGACCAGGGGCGAAGCCGCCUUCGCUAGGAAAACCGCGUGGUACGCCGACCUGGCGACUGGUGGAGACGCGCCGCGGCCGCGCUCGGCGUCGCUGCCGAGCGGGCCGCGCAGUGACGCCGGCGUGCAUAAUCGGCGGGCGCCCGACGGUCUGUGGUACACGCACGUCGAGCCACCCCUACCGGACGAGGAUUUGGAUGAUGAACGCGCGACGGGCAAGCCCCACUUCGUCCCGUAUCAGCGGCCGCAGACGGCGAAACGGAGGAGCUACGCCGAUCAACUGCGCGCGGACAGCUAUCGGGCCGAGGAGUAUUCGGUGAAGACGCUCGUAAUUCAACGAUAG
Messenger RNA from Pelagomonas calceolata, 864 nucleotides. The record is from the annotation of a GenBank genome assembly. Lineage: Eukaryota; Pelagophyceae; Pelagomonadales; Pelagomonadaceae.